Xenopus laevis (African clawed frog) is the source of this 1986-nucleotide messenger RNA. RefSeq names its product insulin-like growth factor III (gene igf3.S). The record is from RefSeq and is a predicted model, not a curated record. The transcript is spliced from 4 exons. NCBI's taxonomy places the organism in Eukaryota, Metazoa, Chordata, Amphibia, Anura, Pipidae. Bases 179 to 550 code for a protein of 123 amino acids.
CACAGCUACUGUCUCUUUUCUCAUGGGCUUCUCUCUCAGACAAACACCACCUGAACAUCAGAACUUGCUGCCAGAUGGGCUGAGAGCAGGCACAGUGCAAAGUCCUGAAUGUAGCAGCCAAAGCUGUAAAAGUGUUUGCAUGCUAUCAUACAGUCGAUAAUACAGGCCAGUGAUAGCCAUGUGUCUACAGGAAUCCAAAAAGCUAAAAAAGGCAAAGCUGACCAGAAAGAAAGUGACACCGUUCCCCAUCAGCCGGGUGGUGCUGUGCCUGUCUCUUGUGUUUACACUGUACGUGGAAGCCACCAGCGCUAGCUGUCUGAGACCACGUUCAAAGGAGCUGCUCUGCGGUGCAGAACUGGUAGACAUCCUGCAAUUUGUCUGCGGACGUACUGGGUUUUACGUCAGCAGAGGAGCUCAUUUUCGUAACAAAAACCGACCUGGUAUAGUUGAAGAGUGCUGCUUCUGUGGGUGCAGUGUUUCCAUCCUUGAGUCUUAUUGUGCAGCUCCGGUCACAACUAACUUCACUGGAAGAGAAGAGCAAAAGUCCUAAGAUCAUUCUCCAAGACCUGUUCCACUAGUUUAAAACAUAUUCAGGGACGUCCAACAAAUACAGAAUAAAGACAUUCACUGCAUUUGAAAUGUGCAACAAAGGGGGAAAAUGGAAUUGUCCUGAGCCUUAGGAGACCCAAGUAAUGGAGUGCUCAAGCGCCUUUGGCAAAAAUAGUUACAAUAAGCUGUGAAUGAGCCCAAGAUAGAAUUGGCUUUUCCAGUGUUACAGUGAUAGCUGGCAUGGCAAUGUGUAAAUGGGUGUUUAAUUCCUCGCCUUGCUGCGGAUCAUUGCAGUUUCAUUUACUAUUUCUGGCUUUCUGCUUCCAAUUUAUGAUUACCUUCAGUACAUUAAGAAGACUGAGAAUUCAGUAUAUUGAGAGUUUAUGUUACAGGCCAACAAUUUUUAAUUAGAGACCAGCAGGCCUCAUGUUUCAUGGAAUCUUAAUUAAUCCACCAAGAACAUAACAUUAAUGCCAUUAUAAAUCCCCUAAAUGGCAGUAUGAGCAACCAAGAGGCAAAUAUAUAUUUGCUUGAAUACAGCUUGAUCAAAUUUCAAUAUCCAGAUAAAAAAAAAAUCCAAGGUGACUGCGUUAAAAAAAGAAACAUUUGGAUGCUUGCACAUUAAAAUACUUGAUUUCAGCUGUAAGAUAAGGGGCCUGCUUUGUAUUAGCCAGAAAAAAACCGAGGCAAAAUGCUUUAAUAAAAUGUGCCUUUUGGUUAUAUUUGCACAGACACUAGUCAGAGGGUCAAAGAGGGAAAGUACAUUUUUUAUGUGGAAUAAUGGGAGGUUAAAAGGGGAAGAGUAAAGAUUAUGAAUUGUGUUAUUUCUAUCUGGGAAACAAUGACAGAAAAUAUAUUUUUUUAGAUUAAAAUAUUAAAUUAACACCUAGAGGAAAGGCCUGGGAGGGGCCAUGUCGCUCAGUGUACCCCUUGUGGCCAUUAAUAGUAUGUGCUGCGGCUACUGUAAUGCAAAUAAAAAUGAAUGUAAAUGUGGGCAAAAGGAAAGUUCUGUGUACACCAUAUGCAAUGUCCCAUACCUACAGUAACUGAAGGCACCACUUAAAGUACAGACAUGAGAUAUAUUAUUGGAACCCCAAACAAUCUGAAACAUGGUGCUGCUCUUUCCCAUUUUAUAUCUUUGAAUGUUUAAAUGUUUUUCCAUAGCCUUAGUGCUCCAUGUUAUGAAAGGUCCCCUUGUCUGGAAAACUGUAGGUGCCAAACAUUCUGGAUAAUAGGUCUCAUGUCUGUAGUCAAGCACUUUCUUGCACAGCAAAAGAUACAAACAUACAGAUAGGCAUUGCAUAUGAACUUCAUAAUGGUGCUAUUUAUGGUUUGCUGAAUUCCUGUUUUUAAUAAGAACAAAUUCUGCCACUUUCCUGAUACAAUUGGCAUUUGUGCAGCUUGGAAUGUAAGUAAAUAAACAGUUUGGGCAAACAA